GAAAGACUGGCGGGUUUGAGUCGACGGCGCUGGGAAGGGCGUCACGUCGGAAACUUCCCCUUAUCGCAGAAGGCUUUCUCCCCAUCGCCGGCGGAUUAAGGGGCAAGAAGGCACAGCGGGCCAAGAAAAAAAACAAGGAUGCAAAGUUACACAAAACAAACUCCUCUGGGAAGUCCGGCCCACCCGGGUCCUGGUGCAGUUCAGAUGAGGAUUAAGACCUCCGCCAGCCCCGGGGAACGGCUCAGCCAGACCAAAUCCAUGGUCAUACCAGACCCUGGACAGACCCAGAAACCUAUAACGCGCCAUCGGAGGAAUCAAUCUCAGCAUAACGUGAGUGACAUCAGCACAACGGACCAUCCUACCAUCCUCAAAGGUGAAUAUCUGAACAAAGCCAAGAUAGCAGACGGAGGCAAGAAACUGAGGAAGAACUGGACCUCCACAUGGGUUGUCCUUGAUGUUAACCAGCUGUUGUUUUACAAAGAAAGCAAGCAAGAGGCUUUGACAAAUUUGAAGCCGGGAUGCAAGCCAGAAGGCAUCGAUCUUUGCGGGGCUCUCGUUGAAUGGUCACCGGAUAAGUCGAGCCGGAAGAACGUCUUUCAGAUAACAACUAGGUCUGGCAACGAAUUCCUGCUCCAGGCUGACAAUUAUACAACAAUAUGUAAAUGGCAUGACGCUAUUAAAAAAACAGCCGACAGCCUGAAGGCAAAGGGAUGGGAAGGCGUCUUUCCGGGGAAACCCACUCUCCGGAAGGCAAACAGCACAGAAUUUUUGUCCCGGCAUGGCUCUGACUCGCCCAUCUCCAAGGAACCCAAACCUGAAAACAGGCGGUCACUCAUUUUCAAGCUGAACUACAGCGCGUCAGACACUGCGGACAAAAACGGGGUGAAGAACCGGCUGAAAAAGUUCAUCUCCAGGAGGCCCUCCAUGAAAACUUUGCAGGAGAAAGGCAUCAUCAAAGACCGUGUGUUUGGAUGUCACCUGCUGACACUUUGUGCAAGGGAGGGAACUACGAUCCCCAGCUUCGUAGAGAAGUGUGUACAGGCAGUUGAAAAAAGAGGUCUGGAAGCAGACGGAAUAUACAGAGUGAGCGGUAACCUGGCGACUAUCCAGAAGUUACGGUUCUUAGUUGACCAAGAAGACGAGCUGAAUUUGGACGACUGCCAGUGGGAAGAUAUCCACGUGGUCACCGGAGCGCUCAAGAUGUUUUUCCGGGAGCUGCCGGAGCCCCUGUUUCCGUACCGAUUCUUCGAACCGUUCGUGGAGGCGAUAAAAACAAAGGAUGAUAAACAACGGGUGCAAGCCAUGAAGAAGCUGGUACAUCAGCUUCCCAAGCCUAACCACGACACAAUGAAACUUCUCUUCAAACACCUGCAGAAGAUUCUCACCAAGUCGUUGAAGAACCUGAUGUCAACGCAGGGCAUUGGGAUUGUGUUUGGCCCAACACUCAUGUGGCCUGAACUGGAUGGAGGGAAUAUGGCGUUCAACAUGGUGUACCAGAACCAGAUUGUAGAGUUCAUUCUCAUCGAGUGUUCAGAGAUUUUCGGGCCUGCAGGGAAGUAGCAAAUGAGAGUACAUUAAUUCAACAACAAGGGAAAACAACUGUCAGAUAGCUGAUCCAAGUACAACACAUAUCCAAGUACACAUUAUGGAAUGGUAGUUCAUAAGAAGAUGGUUUUCAGAUACUGUAUGUCAAACUAUUUUCCCAUUUACCUAAACAAAGGUGCCUUUGGAACAAAUGUCCUUAUCCAAAGGAUAAAUGUAAGAUAAUUCUGAAAUAAUCAGCUAGCUCUUUCCCCUUUCAUUUUCUAUUUGUGUAUUUGGAAUUACUAGAAAUUAUUAAAGCAAGGAAAACAUAUCCACAGUGUCAUGGUAAUUAUCAGGGUAAAUCGCUUCUUUUCUGUGGCGAAGACUGAAUUUUUUUCUCAUAAUUAAAUCACUCAGGAACAGAAAUGAGAUACAGGUUUUAAUGUUCUGUAAAUAUCCCAUUGACUGGAGUUUUAAAUGAAGAAGAGGACGUAGAGGAAGUCCUUGCACGGCCUCCCAGGCACGGCCUCCCAGGCCCACGAACCGUCACAAAGUUUCCUGUCAUUGCUUCGGUGUUUUUCUUCCCGUGAUUUAGAGAACGCAUUCACACGAUCCUAAUAGCCAGGUUAGAUAGCCAUAUCACAUCCUCUGACUCCAGACAUCUUGUAAAUCAUUACUAAACACCUUUAAAAAUAUUAUUUUCUGUAGAAUGCCUAUGUAGCCGAUCCAGUAGUCAAAACUUUACUUUUUUGUUUGUUUAUAGUUAGGAUUUUAGUGGCUUGUACUUCAUUUACAAAGUAGUACUGUUUUUGCUGGGUAGUAUUUUGCCAAUUUUGACUGUUUACAUUUUACGUGUAGAGAGUUUUUUUUUUUUACCACAUCUGUUUGCUGGAAGAAUCUUGGACUGUGUGUAAUAUGUGAAUAAAGACUUUAUUCUGUUCACAUCUAUUGCUUUGCUUUGCAUAAAAGAGCAAAAUUAAUGAUGCUUAUCACUGCUAGUCUGUUGGAAAUUGGAUCAUGAUGUAUUGUAUUCAGAACUUCUCUGAAUACAACAUAAUAGAGGGACACCAUAGAAAAUGCUGGCUAACCUUUGAUUUAUGAUGUUCAGCCUUUACACUGCUGACAGCACAAACGGUACUCAAAAUGCAGUAAAUCCGAUGGGCUCAUUAAAAAAGGUCUAUUUGAUGCCGUUUCCAAGCAUGCCGACACAGCGUUCAUGGGGUUUUCCAUAUUACAUCUCUCCUGGGGCAUUCUGGGAUACCUCGCUAUCUAGCAUACUGCUGCAGAGGUUGACGUAAACAUGCAGAAGUUUAGUUUGGAAGGCAACCGAGAACCACAGUUUUUUUUAAAGAGCACAAUUAAGGUUAUUUCUGGAGGUGAAACCAGCGGUGUUUCCAUUACUUUUGUUCAUAUUCCUUCAUAAAAGCUUCUUUUUUUGUCUGCCUUGGCCAAAAUAUCCAUGGAUCAGUCUCCCCUCUCAACCAAUGUACUCCCUGGAAUAAAAAGCCUAACCAUAGUUGAAGUUGAAUAACCAGAUUUUGAUAGAUCUGUAUUCUUCUUUGCCAAAGGAAGUCUAAAUCACCACUUUAAAAGCCAGUCUUGCUUCCUCCCACCACAUUAAUACUAAUGUAGUUUAGAAGCCCUACUUCUGUGGUCAUUCUGGAUCAAUGAGGGCCAAGUUCAGCUGCAGUACAGACUUACUGUUUACAAGUAUAGAAAACAGAUUCUAUGUCAGAGAAAUAAGCAGCUGAUCAUCAAAGAUGCAGUGCCACCCAAAGCAUUCUGAUUUAGAAAAGGCCUAGCGUAUGUGUCCCUCCAAUGUUUGCCAAAGAAAUUCUCCAGUUACCUGUAAAUUAAAAAAAACAAAAAAAAAAAAACAAAGGCUUGUGAAGCCACCAAGGUACAUUUUUUGGCAGGACUAUUAAUAUGUUCAUGUUUUGUGAAAUAAACUUUUAUUUGAUUAA
Molecule: messenger RNA, 3488 nt
Organism: Anguilla rostrata (American eel)
Lineage: Eukaryota; Metazoa; Chordata; Actinopteri; Anguilliformes; Anguillidae
Gene: arhgap15
Product: Rho GTPase activating protein 15
Exons: 14
Coding region: 139-1560 (473 amino acids)
Biological process (GO): signal transduction; regulation of GTPase activity
Cellular component (GO): cytoplasm
Source: RefSeq, a predicted model, not a curated record